Oncorhynchus gorbuscha (pink salmon) is the source of this 1167-nucleotide messenger RNA. RefSeq names its product mitochondrial import inner membrane translocase subunit Tim10 B-like. The coding region runs from base 276 to 923 and encodes 215 amino acids. NCBI's taxonomy places the organism in Eukaryota, Metazoa, Chordata, Actinopteri, Salmoniformes, Salmonidae. Gene Ontology annotation, cellular component: mitochondrial intermembrane space chaperone complex. The record is from RefSeq and is a predicted model, not a curated record. The transcript has 3 exons.
GGACCGGCAUAACACCACAGAAGAAGAAGGUACGUCCUGGGGAUACCGAAUAGCACUAACCUGAAUGUCAAGCUACUCUUUUCUAUCAUAUCAACGUGAUCAUUUUCGGAUUGUAUGUUCUCUUCAUUGUAACUAUUAUAUGUUUUUACGUAUUCAUACAUGAAUUGCACAUCGUGUGGAGACGUCUUUUUCAGUUCAAUAUAAACGUAGAGGCAACGCUAACGCAUUGCAAAGCUAGUGAAGCUAACAAGCCGUUUUGGACAGGACGUUACACCAUGGAGCCCGAAGCACAAAUACGAAACCUACGGGACUUUCUGAUGGUCUACAACCGUAUGACAGAGAUCUGUUUCCAGAGAUGCACCAGUAACUUCAACUACAGAAGUCUCACCAUGGACGAGGAGCGCUGUGCAGACAGCUGUGCCGGGAAGCUGAUCCGCUCCAACCACCGUCUGAUGGGAACCUAUGUCAACCUGAUGCCGGGGAUGGUGCAGCGCCGCAUGGCUGAGAUGGAGAAGAAGAACGCUGAGCUGGUCACAGCAGAGGCUGAGGCUGCAGGUGCACUGGAGGGGACACCUGACUUGGCUGAUCAAGGCCUACCUAUAGCCUCAACCGGGGGUAAAGCCUCGGCUCCUGCCCCGGGGACAAGUGAGGCUAUGACGGCUUCAGAGGUAUCAGUGAUGGCUGCCUCAGUCUUAAAGCCUGCUGUUUUAGAUUUCUCUGCAGACGUGGGUCCAGCUGCCUCACCCUCCACCCCAGCCUCAGAACCACUGGUGCCUUCCUCCCUCUCCCAGGCUGUGAAUGGAGUAGGGCUCACCAGGCUGACUUCAGGCCCAAUUUUAGAGUUGUCCCCUGUUAGACAUGAUCAAUCCACUGUCACUGUUGCUCCCAGUGCAGCACCAAGUGGUCCCCACCUUAGUAGAUAACCAGGCACCAGUAAUGUUAGUUCCGCCCACAUUUACAUAUGGUGCCUGUAGAGGAGACACCAGCGCCUACAAUAGUGACUCUUAUGGUUACACAGAGAUAAGCCCUAACCCCAGGCCCAACCCCAGGCCCAACCCCAGGCCCUAGCCCUAACCCCAGGCCCUAGCCCUAACCCCAGGCCCUAGCCCUAACCCCAGGCCCUAGCCCUAACCCCAGGCCCUAGCCCUAACCCCAGGCCCUAGCCCU